AUGUCUCAUCCACAUGGCCAAAUUGCUGCGCUGGCUGCUCUCAUAUCUGACGCCGCGAAAGUCGUUGAAGCGCAGUAUGCGAGUACGGAACGGCCUUAUGUCCCCUCUCUGGACGAUACGGACCCACAUCCAUUUGACGAGCGAUCGAGUAAAGAGCUGAGAACAGCAAUUCAGAUAAUUGAGGGUGCCUGUGCUCAGCUCUCGGCCACUGUGGCGAGGCCUAGUCAUACCAUCGUGAAUAGGCUCAUGGGUUUUUAUGAGCCUAACUGUCUCAACGUUGCGCUCACGUUCAAAAUUCCGGAUGUCCUAAAUAAAAAACCAGCCGGAAUGCAUAUUUCAGAGAUUGGGCGAGAGACAGGAAUAGAGGAAGGCAAAGUCGGGAGAAUUCUCAGGCUUCUUGCGUCGAAGCACAUCUUUCGAGAAGUAUCCGAAAAUGUUUUCGCAAACAAUCGUCUCAGCGUUCAACUUCUUAGUACAAAUCCUCUGUCCAGUCUAGGACUACACUUUACGGAUGAGUGCCAAAAGUCAACCGUCCUACUUUCAGACGUUCUGGCGGACAAGGAAUGGGGUCAUUCUUAUGCCCCAAACCACACUGCAUUCAACAAGUACACCGGAUUCCCAGAUCCAUUAUUUGUGUAUUACGAGACGGAUAAGCCCAAGGGCGCUGAGCGAGGCGCUCGUUUCGGGCUUGGUAUGAUCGGCUGGGGUACCGCAAGUGAAGCCCAGUCCGUCAUUCACGAAUUCCCUUGGGGUGAACUUCCGGAUGGCGCCACCGUCUGCGACGUCGGGGGAGGUAUCGGGAAUAUCACCAUUCAGCUAGCGAAGGCGUAUCCCAAGCUUCAACUCAUUCUCCAGGAUCUUCCUGGAGCCAUUCAGCAAGCACAAAAUGAAAUAUGGCCUGUACAAUGUCCAGAGGCUAUUGCCGAGAACCGCAUUGAGUUCAAACCUUUGGACUUCUUCGCAGAGUCUCCAGUGUCGGGAUGCCACAUAUAUUAUCUUAAAAACAUCGUUCACGACUGGCCUGAUGCCGAUUGUAUCAGAAUUCUUGCUAAUGUCCGCGAGGCUAUGGUUCCUCGUAGCAGACUUUUAGUCCAGGAAUAUAUCUUACAACAUGCCAACCGCGUUCCCGACGACAAGUCACUUUUCAAACAAGCGCCCGAACCCAUGUUACCAAACUUUGGCGCCGGACGGAUUCGACAGUACAACCUCGACUUGGACAUGAUGACCGCGCUGAACAGCCAGGAACGCCGUCUACCCGAGUUUAUCGAGCUAGGCAAAGCAGCUGGAUUGAAAUUUGUGAAGCUAUGGGACUUCGGCGAGACAGCUCUAAGAUUGGGCUCAUCAGGAACCAGCACCCCCUUAGAUAUGUAG
Psilocybe cubensis is the source of this 1371-nucleotide messenger RNA. RefSeq lists its product as uncharacterized. Gene Ontology annotation, molecular function: O-methyltransferase activity. Bases 1 to 1371 code for a protein of 456 amino acids. Lineage: Eukaryota; Fungi; Basidiomycota; Agaricomycetes; Agaricales; Agrocybaceae. The record is from RefSeq and is a predicted model, not a curated record. The transcript has 11 exons.